AUGGCGACCAUUGGGUCUCUGAUUUUCUGCUCAGACUGCGGCAAUCUUCUACCCGUGUCAAAGGGAAACGUCAAAAACAUCUUGCACUGCGAUUGCUGUGGCACUGACAACAAAGAUACGGCGUCGAAGACAACUGUAACUAAGAGCAAACCCUCCGACUUCCCCUCGUUGUUACGGCAGAAGCUCUCUAUAGUCCAGACAGUCGAGAAGCAUAAGAUCAACACCGAAGCUUUUGCGAACGUAACAUGUGACAAGUGUGGGCGAACUGAAGUCAGAUUCUCGGCCGUGCAGCUGCGCGGUGCCGACGAAGGAAGUACUAUAUUUUACAACUGCGACUGUGGCAAUAGAUGGAAGAUUGACAACUAA
Molecule: messenger RNA, 366 nt
Organism: Xylaria bambusicola
Lineage: Eukaryota; Fungi; Ascomycota; Sordariomycetes; Xylariales; Xylariaceae
Exons: 3
Coding region: 1-366 (121 amino acids)
Biological process (GO): DNA-templated transcription; termination of RNA polymerase I transcription
Cellular component (GO): RNA polymerase I complex
Molecular function (GO): nucleic acid binding; zinc ion binding; DNA-directed RNA polymerase activity
Source: RefSeq, a predicted model, not a curated record